AUGUCCAUUCGAAAUCUCGAAAUUCAGCUGGGACAAAUUGCGGGUGAGCUCAAAAAUAGACCACAAGGAACGUUGCCGAGCUCAACGGAGCUUCCUAACAAUGCUGGGGGAACCGGGAAGGAACAAUGCUUAGCAGUCUCCUUGCUAAGUGACAAAAUGACUGCGGAAGUAGGGGAGGAGCCUAUCGCGACCAACUUGAAUGCAGUGACAAUUGAGGACCCGUUGACUUAUAAUUCGAAAAAGCCCGAGAAAAUGAACCCCGAAGUUGCGUCCACCAUUAAGCUUUCAGAACAUGAGACAGAAGAAGUCCAGUGGAUCAAAACAUUUGGGACUUUUAAUAUGCUUGGUUCCGUCCAAGAAAUCACAGCUUAUUCUGAUGCUAAUUGGGCAUCUAACAUUGACGAUCAGAAAUAUGUUGCUGCUUACUGUGUAUUUCUUGGAAAUAUCCUCGUGUCUUGGUCAUCUAAAAAGAAAACUGUAGUAGCCCGCUCAAGCACUGAGUCAGAGUAUUGCGCCUUUACUCAUGCUACAGCUGAAAUCACGUUGCUUCGUUAG
Benincasa hispida (wax gourd) is the source of this 555-nucleotide messenger RNA. Lineage: Eukaryota; Viridiplantae; Streptophyta; Magnoliopsida; Cucurbitales; Cucurbitaceae. The record is from RefSeq and is a predicted model, not a curated record.